AUGUCUCAUGCGUAUAAUGAAUUUGACUCUGAGAGGCAAUCAUAUUUUGAAACUAUAAGCUCCCAAGCUCCCUCUGGCACGAUUGAUGAUGCUCAUAAUACCAGCAUUAUCACUACUGCUGGUAAUAAACGUCAAAGAACCUCAGAAAACUUUGUUAAGUAUUGUAUUGCUGAGUAUGAUAAAUAUAAAUCCUUGUUGCAUGAGUCUUUGCUUAAUGUUUCUGGUAGAGUUAGCUUUACAGGUGACAUGUGGACUGCAUGUACUAACCGAGGCUCUCUCACUUUGACUGCUCAUUAUGUUGAUGACACUCAUGUUUUAAAUCUUAUUGUUCAAAGAGGUUUAAAAGAAGUUCAUGAAAGUGUUGAAAAAUUGCGUGAAGUUGUUAAAUAUAUUGAUGCUUCUGGUUCUAGAUCAACUCAAUUUGAGCAUGCUUUAUCUGAGUUACAGUAUGCUUUUAAUGGUAAGUUAUGUCUCGAUGUUGUGACUCGUUGGAACACCACUUAUAUAAUGCUCCGAAAAUCCUUAGAAGCUAAGGAUGCCUUGAUUCUAUAUACUAGUAGGUUUUUGGGUAUUUCUUAUAGACUUGAUGCUGAUGAAUGGGAUACCAUUCAAAAAAAUUGUGAUUUUCUUCUGCCAUUUUAUGAUAUUACUAUGUUAUUUUCUAGUACUGAAUAUCCCACUACUAAUUUGUAUUUUGUUAGUGUUUUAAAAAUUGAGUACGCUAUUAAUCAAGCCCAUAAAGACCCUAAACUUGCACCCAUAGCAGCAGUUAUGCUUGAGAAGUUUGAGGGUUAUUGGGAGGAUUAUUGUUUGAUUCCUUAA
Messenger RNA from Chenopodium quinoa (quinoa), 822 nucleotides. Its product is annotated as zinc finger BED domain-containing protein RICESLEEPER 2-like. The coding region runs from base 1 to 822 and encodes 273 amino acids. NCBI's taxonomy places the organism in Eukaryota, Viridiplantae, Streptophyta, Magnoliopsida, Caryophyllales, Amaranthaceae. Gene Ontology annotation, molecular function: DNA binding. The transcript has 3 exons. The record is from RefSeq and is a predicted model, not a curated record.